Molecule: messenger RNA, 315 nt
Organism: Suillus clintonianus
Lineage: Eukaryota; Fungi; Basidiomycota; Agaricomycetes; Boletales; Suillaceae
Exons: 1
Source: RefSeq, a predicted model, not a curated record
AAGAAUCGCAUUAUCUUCCUCUUCUGGUUUCGUGAUCUCAAAGGACAAGCCAUCACUGAGCCAUCUACAUUGCGGGGCAAGGAGGCUGGCAACGGAAUUGAUUUGUGGGGCGCGACACUCUACGACUUCUACCGUGAUCGACGUCUCCCAAAUACGCCAAAUUAUUUCACCAACUCCACAGGAAGCAAACUUGCGAAAUGGAUGCGCCAGGCUGGUGAGCUCAUAGCUCAGGAUGAGCUCUGUUUGGCCGACAAGGAGGAGGAUCCCAAAGAGAUACCAGUAUGCGACACCAGGGAACUCAUAGCGUGCUAUGAU